Rhinichthys klamathensis goyatoka is the source of this 843-nucleotide messenger RNA. Its product is annotated as clarin-3. The coding region runs from base 91 to 783 and encodes 230 amino acids. The record is from RefSeq and is a predicted model, not a curated record. The transcript is spliced from 3 exons. Lineage: Eukaryota; Metazoa; Chordata; Actinopteri; Cypriniformes; Leuciscidae.
CAGCCACAAAGCGUCAGAAAUCAAAGGGUCUGCUUGACAAAGAGAUUCUCAGCCAAGGACCUAGAAAAAAGGACCACGUCAUCAGUUACAAUGCCGUCCACGGAGAAACUACUGCAUUUCUUGUCAAGUUGUUUAAUAUGUGCAGCUGGAGUGUGUUUAUUGGGUUAUGGGAUGUCGGCGGAUUGGGCCUCAGCCGAAAUGGCCUGCGCACCGAGCGAAACUGAAGUGUUCAAUGGAUCCUCCAGACUCAAUAUCGGCCUUUUCGACGGCAUAGAAAACAAAAUCAAUUGCCCCAGGAUUUCCAAACUUGGAGAAAAAGUGUCUGUGUUUGAUCGUCUGGGGAAAGUAGCAGGAGCUCAGGUUAUUCUGCACGCUCUGGUUGUCAUCCUGUUGGCUCUGGCUCUUGUGGGGUCUGUAGGCAGUAUCCUGGUCUCACUCUAUAACAGCUUCAGUAACCCAUAUCAGACCUACAUGGGACCGAUAGGGGUAUACACAUGCAGUGGACUUAGUGUAUGUGUGGCCAGCUUGGCGCUGAUUCUGUAUGUGGCGAACACCUACCUUGGCCAGAUGUUCGAGACGCUGGUGAAAGCCGAUACGCCCAAAGUGACGUUGAAAGAUGUAAAAAUUAACCUAAAGGUGGGGUUUUUCCUUCUGAUACCGUACAUCUGCUUCAAUAUGAUCUGCAUCCUCAUGGUGUAUCUGUACGUCCACGCCGCGUACACACGCCGCAAAGAGCAGGAGAAACCCACGGAGGAUGCGCCCAAAGAGAUCAUGAUGUACUAAAGCCGAAACACAGCAAAAAUCUGCUUAAAGGCCUGUUCACAACAAAGACGAUUACUAUAA